This is a messenger RNA of Equus quagga, 2472 nucleotides long. RefSeq names its product YJU2 splicing factor homolog (gene YJU2). Gene Ontology annotation, cellular component: U2-type catalytic step 1 spliceosome. The record is from RefSeq and is a predicted model, not a curated record. The transcript has 8 exons. Lineage: Eukaryota; Metazoa; Chordata; Mammalia; Perissodactyla; Equidae. Bases 73 to 1038 code for a protein of 321 amino acids. Gene Ontology annotation, biological process: mRNA splicing, via spliceosome.
CGGACGGGGAAGUUCGGUAAACACCAAGCCUAAGCGGUCGUCUUGUGCUUGUGAGAAGAGUAGGAGGCAAAGAUGUCGGAGCGGAAGGUUUUAAACAAAUACUACCCGCCUGACUUUGACCCGUCCAAGAUCCCCAAGCUCAAGCUGCCCAAAGACCGGCAGUACGUGGUGCGGUUGAUGGCCCCCUUCAAUAUGAGAUGUAAGACGUGUGGGGAGUACAUCUACAAGGGCAAGAAGUUCAAUGCACGCAAAGAGACCGUGCAGAACGAGGCCUACCUGGGCCUGCCCAUCUUCCGCUUCUACAUCAAGUGCACGCGCUGCCUAGCAGAGAUCACCUUCAAGACAGACCCCGAGAACACAGACUACACCAUGGAGCACGGGGCCACGCGGAACUUCCAGGCCGAGAAGCUCCUGGAGGAGGAGGAGAAGAGGGUGCAGAAGGAGCGCGAGGACGAGGAGCUGAACAACCCCAUGAAGGUGCUGGAGAACCGAACCAAGGACUCGAAGCUGGAGAUGGAAGUGCUGGAGAACCUGCAGGAGCUCAAGGACCUGAACCAGCGGCAGGCGCACGUGGACUUCGAGGCCAUGCUGCGCCAGCACCGCCUGUCGGAGGAGGAGCGGCAGAAGCAGGAGCAGGAGGAGGACGAGAGGGAGACGGCGGCCUUGGUGGAGGAAUCCAGGAAGCGAAGGCUGCUGGAAGACUCGGAUUCAGAGGAGGAGGACGCCCCCGCCCCACCCCGGCCAGCCCUCCGACCCAACCCCACCGCUAUCCUGGACGAGGCCCCGAAAGCCAAGAGGAAGGCAGAGAGCUGGGAGCGGAGCGUCGGCACCCUUGGCAGCAGGCCCCAGCUGUCGGGCCUGGUCGUGGUGAAGAAAACAGACCUGGACCAGAGCGCCCGGCGGGACCCUGCCGCAUCCGCCCCUGGCGCCGUGCACAACGGGAAGGCAGCUGGCCCUGCCGCCCGGGCGCCCGGCUCCUCGUCCCUGAGCCAGCUCGGCGUGUAUUCGGACAGCGACGACAGCAGUGGCAGCAACUGAGCCCCAGCCGGGCCCUUCCCCGCAUCAGGGGUCCCGCAGCUCCAGCCGGUGGUCGGGAACAGAGGCCUUGGCACCGACCAGAGUCACAACCGGACGAGCACCAAUAUGGCCCGAGGGCGAUGGGGCCAGCAAGAAACUCGAUUCCUCUCCUGUCCCCCACCAGCAGCCUUCCAGACCUCGCGGCCCCUCGCUCACGCUGCCACUUCCUGGCCCCGAGUUCAGGGUGGGACAUCCUGGAGCAGCUCUGGCAGGGUUUCGCGGCCGUCUCUUGGACGGUCCUUGCGCUGUCAGCCAUGUUUCAGGGACGUGGGUGAGCCAUCUCCCACCCCUGCCCCAUCUCCAAACCGUCUGGAGUCAAUAAAAGGGACCCGCCGACCUGGCCUGGGCGCCCCCUCUCUGCCAGCGUCUGAGGAGGGGCCCCAGAACCGUGUCACUUAGCCAGUCCAGGACCCCUGACUCAGAAGCUACGAGACAACAAAUGUUGGCCGUUUAGGGCGUUAGGGUUGGGGCUAGUUUGUUACACCGCAGGCCAGCGCUCACGGGGUCCUGUGACCGGGAAACGUGGCCCCAAGCUCAGGGCCCCAAGGUUGCCGGGGUCACUGCGCCCCAGGCCUCUCCCCUCCGGGAUUCUCCAGCCCCGUCCCUGCCCCUGUGCCCCAGGGUGGCUCGCGUCUGCCCUCCUGUCACCCACACGCUCUCGCGUGGCAUCCAAUGCUGACGUUUUGUGCUGUUCAGUGUCAGAGUCUGGGGGAGGAAACGCCCCCACUUUCGGGACCCACUUCCCCGAAGUCAUUUCCCUGCUUGGGGACAACGGGAAGAGGUAGCCUGGGGUCCAGCCAUGGCUUCUGCUGACGACUUGGGGCCCCUCCCAGCUCCGCGGCUGCAAGACCCCAGGUCCUGGUUUGAAGCCGGCCAGUGGCGGGCGACACCUGCUCAGGCUGGCCGUGUCUCCCCGGUCCUGCCCUCAGCAGCGUUACACUUGUGGCUUAAAACUGGCCACAGCGAGAGUAUUUGCACCAGGGGACUCGGCAAACGCUAGAGUCAGGGCCCCCUCCAGGGAGCCAGCUGUGGAGCAUCUCCCGGCACAAUGCCUGUUGUCCCCAGACUCAGCGUCACGCACGGUGCCUGGAUGUGGUCCCUUCAGACUCUUGGUUAAAAGAAACAUCCGACUUAAGAGGUCGUGAGGAAGGGGGGGGGCUUGGGGCCUCCCUGGUCCCCGUGGGUUCCUUCCUUCAGGCUGCCCCCUAAGCCCCCGUGGUUCGGGAUCCACCCCAGUUUUUGCCACAAGCAUGUGCCAUCUGUCGCUGUCACUUACUGCCUAUUGUUAAAUGUCAGCCUAACUCCGUUCCAAAACACAGGUUAGCGAACUCCGAUCUGAGGGCCAGAUCCGACCCCCAGCUUGUUGUUGUCAAUAAAGUUUUAUUUGCACACGGA